Molecule: messenger RNA, 3279 nt
Organism: Cherax quadricarinatus
Lineage: Eukaryota; Metazoa; Arthropoda; Malacostraca; Decapoda; Parastacidae
Product: protein-tyrosine sulfotransferase 1-like
Biological process (GO): peptidyl-tyrosine sulfation
Cellular component (GO): Golgi apparatus
Molecular function (GO): protein-tyrosine sulfotransferase activity
Source: RefSeq, a predicted model, not a curated record
CUGUGGGUGAUUGAUACUCCUUAUUUCUUCCAUUCACCAUCUCAGUUUCGAUGUCCUGCUACACCGACACGGUUCUCAUUCCAGCAGGACGAGGUAUCCGCUGGUUUGUCCCGCCUUAAACGUCGUGACUCAAGGAGCUUCACUUUCCUCGUCUCGGGAGCAACGAGGUCUAACGUGUUCACUCGGAGCAAGACGACUUAUUUCACUUCAUGCAUUCUCUUAACUUAGCGUUAUUAUCAUUAAUUACAUUACAAUUCACAAGACGAUUUAAUGGCUCAUAAUUAUUAUACACAUUAGAGAUCACUCCAUUAAGAUCUGAGACCGAUGAGUGAUGAUUAAACCAAGGGUAAUUUUCCUCGGGACACAGUCCAGGACGACGCGUCAGUCACCCACGGUCCUACCCUUAUUCACUCAAUUACCACUCUAUUACCGUGGUCCCGUAAAUCACGUUCCCUCACUCUCCACCAGGAACAGUUACGACACUUCCUAUUACGAAAUGAGGCCUAUAUUAAUCCUUAGGCCGCCGUGAAUGCCAAUUUCGUGGUUCCAUGCUUUUUCCCCGCUUCCUCUCCACCUUCAAAACAAACCCGCCACUCUCCCCCGCACAUCCGCGCAUGCGCCAAGGGAAUUCUUGGUUCUACCCUAUUUUCAAAUACAUUUUUGACUCAUAUCGGCACAUAAAACACCUAUUAGGCGCUAUAGUUUCGGAAAAUUAAAAAUUUUCCACAGGUAUCUUUAUUAAGGAAUAUUUAAAAUUUUAAAAAAUGAAACGUUUCGCCACACAGUAGCUUCAUCAGUCCAUACAAAGGAGAAUCUUGAAAAACAGGAGUAGAAUGAGAUAUCUUAAUAAAGAUACCCAAGAGUUGCACAUGUGUCUAAUUUAUCAAUAAUAAUUCUGCCCUACACUUUACAUGGUUUACACAAGACGACUUAUUCCCCUGAAUUCUUAUUCUUUCUCUUAUCUCAUUUUCUUUAUACACAGGAAUUAUGCUUGUUUUCUGCCCAUUCUUAGGCACCUUACAUUUUUUCAUGCAAAAGUAUACAACAAUACUGAACAAAUACACCAAUCUCUCCAAAAUUAUAUCCCCACCUGCUUUUAACAUUUGUAUUAAUUUUCAUUCCCUGGGCGUGUAUGACCCCCAAUGGGUUUACCCUUCUGCUUAAAUAUAACAGAUAACAAUGGAACAUGUGUUCCCCACAGGUGUUGAGUGAAGCAGGUGUUUGGCAAAGAAUGACAGUCACUCGGUUACUUUCCACCUCUUCUAACACCACACCACCAAACUCCUUCAAUUUGGUGUAUUAUAUUGAGUGUAUAUUAUGUUAUUUAGGCCCUAAAUUUGGUUAUUUACAAUAGGUGAGGCACAUAUAUGAAGUAUAAAUAAUUAUGUUGAACCCUUGAACUUGUAAGUUGAAUCCUCGGACUUUAAAAAUGAAACCUUGAACUGAAGUUGAAAUACAGUGCGAGGUACUGAAAAAUGGUAGGUGAGCGAGGGUUGGGAGUCGCCUACUACUUGGUGGUGGCCACAGUACUUGGUAACAUCGUGUAUGUGAGGUAUGUACGAGAGGACACCCCAGCCGCACCCCAGCACCACCACAACCUGCUGAACAACCCCCAAGAGACGUACAAGCGACCCCAAGAAGCCGCCAACAACAAACAUUCUCAAACUAUCAAGCACACGCACCGACCUACCUACACCAGAAAGCGUGCCCCAGCCAUCAAACAUAUUAUGUACCCCCUUAUCUUCGUGGGCGGACACCCUCGCUCAGGCACCACGCUCCUGCGCUCCAUGUUGGACGCGCAUGGUGACAUACACUGCGGGGAGGAGACGCACAUUGUCCCCAGAGUGGCUAUGUUCUGGCACUCACUGACCAACACAUCCGGGAACCACCACCGUAUGUCUCAAGCCGGUUUCACCCUAGAGGUAAUGGAUCGAGCAGUGGCCAAAUUCUUGCUGAGGGUGAUCAUUAAGGACGGUUCCGGGGCCACCAGACUGUGUAACAAAGAUCCUUUCGUCAUGCUCACCGCCGUCUACCUCCACCGCCUCUUCCCCAAAUCCAAGUUUAUUUUCGUCAUCCGCGACGGACGAGCAGUCAUCCAUUCCGUCAUCAGCAGAGGGGUGAGCAUCAUGGGUUUCAACGCAGCGUCAGAGGAGGAGAGCUUGAGGACAUGGAGCGUGGCCACCUCCAGUAUGUACCAGCAGUGUGAACAGUUGGGUCCCACCUCGUGCCUUCCAGUUUUCUAUGAGCAACUUAUCAUCCACCCUAGGCAGGUGAUGAGAGCUGUCCUGAAGUUCCUAGACCUACCAUGGCGCGCAAGUGUCCUCCAACACCAGAAAUUCAUCGGUAGGGAAAAUGGAAGAAUCUCACUAAAUCCGCUGGAGAAAUCAACAAGCCAAGUACAGCAGGCCAGGUACACGGAGGCCCUCACUUCCUGGGUGGGACGUCUUCCCUUUCACUUCCUGCAAGAUAUGAACGUCUUGGCUCCCAUGCUCGCCGUCCUGGGCUACGAUCCUCACGCCAACCCUCCACAGUACCAUAAAUUGACCUACACCUGGGGUCAAAAGCCCCUAAAUAUGACUUCCGCCGAUCGUCACUCCGUCAGGAGGUUUUUCAGCGCCCUGUACCACAGAGCAAAUGCCAACACAAAACUGAUUCACUAACGAGCAGCCUUUUUCCAGCAGUGACAAAUCAGCCAGGAUAUGAUGUCUAUAUGGUCUGAGGGCUAUAAGUAGCAAUAGCUUGAUUGAUCAGACGGUCACAGGUCGGGCUGCGGGAAUAGAAUUUGACACUUGUGAUGAAUGGUUUGAAAAACAGACAAGUUGAAGAUUGAGACACGUAUGCAACAUAUGGGAAUCUUUAUUCAGGAAACGUUUCGCCACACAGUGGCUUCAUCAGUCCAAUACAAAGUAGAAAGGCGUAAGGAGAGGAGGAGUUUGAGGUAAUCAGUCCCUCAGCCUGGAGUCGAUGUGUUCAGUCCAUCAGUCUUGUAGAAUGUACAGCAUAGGGCCGUAGACGUGGCUUAUAUACUGUAGUGAGGUGAGGCGAAGCAGGAGGUGGGGGUCAUAAUGGUACCAUCCAUUAGUCGAAGUAGGUCUUCGUCCAAAGGCUGGACAAGUGUUGAAGAAUUCUUUGUAACAAGAUCCCAUGAUGCUGCAGUGUCUGACAGUUGUGAUGAAUGGUUUGAAAAACCGACAAGUUGAAGAUUGAGACACGUAUGCAACAUAUGGGAAUCUUUAUUCAGGAAACGAUGGUACCCCACCUCCUCCUGCUUCGUCUCAC